Molecule: messenger RNA, 2814 nt
Organism: Anolis carolinensis (green anole)
Lineage: Eukaryota; Metazoa; Chordata; Lepidosauria; Squamata; Anolidae
Gene: cpa6
Product: carboxypeptidase A6
Exons: 11
Coding region: 916-2232 (438 amino acids)
Biological process (GO): proteolysis
Molecular function (GO): zinc ion binding; metallocarboxypeptidase activity
Source: RefSeq, a predicted model, not a curated record
GUGGGCGGAGCUUAGCCUUCUAACUGGCAGCAAUUGGAUAAAAACAAUUAUUCCUUUCCCUCUAAUUAGGACUUUCUUUUUCUUUUCUUUUUGUUGUAUCAACCCAGAGGCAUGGAUGAGGGGUUGUGCUGUCAAUUUUUGAGGUUGUGGGGUGUUGAGUUUUGUUGUUUUGUCCGCUGCCGUGAUUCCAUCACUCUUUUAUAUAUAUAGAUAGGGGUCACAUAAAAAUUCCUCAGACAGAAAAGGGUGGGAGAAGGAAAGUUUGAGGAGUUCUGCUGUAGACCAAAGUUCGGGUCCCCAGUUAGCCAUGGAAACACACCAUGAAUGCCUUGGAGCAAGUCACACUCUCUCUGCCCCGUAUCCCAGAAUCUGAUCCCAGAUUACCCGCUUUGAACUGGAUGAUAUGAGUCUACACUGCCAAAUAAUCUGGGAUUAGAAGGUGAUCUGGCAUCAGAUCCUGGGAUAUAGGGCAGUGUAGAUUCACGAAAGACAAACCCACUCUGAACAAGAAAAACCUCCUGAUAGGAUCGCUCUGUGUCGGAAAAGACCUGAAGGCAAACAGCAGGCUGCUGCUAAAACUUGUUGCUGUAAGAAAGAGAUCAAGAGAUGGAGUUGAUGGUGGAGUGGAACAGUCAGCCUCUCGAAAUGUUUCUCCUUGGAUCCGACAGGACAGAAAACCUCGGCGCUGCUUCAACUUUGUUCCAUUGAACUUGAGGCGGCUUAGGCAGACAGCAAGCCGCCCUCCUCCGGGCUCCUCUGCUCCCCCCUCCCCAAAAAGGGAGGCUCGACUCCCGCCUCUGCCCACCCUCCUCCUCCUCCUCCUCCUCCUGGCCCCACUCCCAAGCCCCUUCCUUCCCUCUUCAUUGUGCGAGAGACCGAGGUGGGGCCGGGCGCUCUCCAUCCUCCUCCUCGACCAUGAAGCUCCUUCGCGGGGGUCUGCCUGCCCUCCUCCUCCUUUCCUGGCUGCUCUCCUGGGAGGCUGAGACGGUGGAGCCCCUCCGAAGAGGCGCCCUUUACGGCAACCGCUACGCCGGAGAUAAGGUGAUACGGAUUGUUCCACAGAAUGAAAAAGAAGCAGAGACGUUGAAGAUCAUAUCUCAGCAACUUCAGGUGGACCUAUGGCAGCCUGGCAGCAUCUCCUAUAUUUCCAAGGGUUCUGUAACAGAUGUACGGGUGUCAAGAAACAACUCCCAAGUUUUUCUACCUUGCCUACAACAAGCUAACAUCCAGUAUACAGUCCUCAUAUCUGAUCUUCAAAAAGCAGUGGAAAAUCAAAGUGGUUCAAGGUCUAGGAAUCGUAGAUCAUUACAAGAAUACAGCUAUGAAAUAUAUCAUUCCCUGGAAGAGAUUCAAGAUUGGAUGUAUCAGCUGAACACAACUCAUUCAGAUCUUAUUCACAUGUUUUGUGUUGGCAAAUCAUACGAAGGAAGGCCACUUAAUGUGUUAAGGCUAGGCAAAAGAUCAUGGGGUUACAAGAAAGCUGUCUGGAUAGACUGUGGCAUUCAUGCAAGAGAAUGGAUUGGCCCUGCCUUUUGUCAGUGGUUUGUGAAAGAGGCUCUUCAGACAUACCAAAGUGAUCCAGCCAUGAGAAGAAUGCUAAAUCAACUGUAUUUUUACAUUAUGCCAAUUUUUAAUGUGGAUGGAUACCAUUUCAGCUGGACCCAUGAUCGAUUCUGGAGAAAAACAAGAUCAAAGAAUUCAAGGUUCCACUGCCACGGUGUAGAUGCUAAUCGUAACUGGAAAGUGAAGUGGUGUGAUGAAGGUGCUUCCCUCCACCCCUGUGAUGACACAUACUGCGGCCCUUUCCCUGAAUCUGAGCCAGAGGUGAAGGCAGUGGCCCACUUCCUACGCAAACACCGGAAACAGAUAAAAGUCUAUCUGUCCUUUCAUGCAUAUGCCCAGAUGUUGUUGUAUCCAUACUCCUAUAAGUAUGCAACUAUUCCAAAUUUCAGCUGUGUGGAAUCUGCAGCAUUCAAUGCUGUGAAUGCCUUGCAGUCCGUUUACGGAAUAAGAUACCGAUAUGGCCCUGCCUCCAGCACUUUGUAUGUGAGUUCUGGCAGUUCUAUGGACUGGGCUUACAAAAACGGUAUUCCAUAUGCCUUUGCAUUUGAGCUGCGUGACACGGGUCAUUUUGGUUUUCUUCUGCCUGAGGCCCUAAUCAAGCCAACUUGUACAGAGACCAUGCUGGCUGUCAAAAAUAUAACACUGCACCUGCUAAAGAAGUGUCAUUAGGCAUGUUAACAGCAAAAGGACAAAACUGUUAUUUUUUCAUUAUUCUUAUUGUUGCAAAAGCUUGCUACAUAGACAUUUUCAUAUCCAUUAAAUGUAGAAUGGGAUAUCUUCUGCUAAAGGUGACAUUCACUCUACAUGUUGAAUUGUUGAAGAAUGUGAUAUCUAUGCUGGGCUGUGUGUAUUCUGGUAUUACAUAAACCAUUGGGAUUUGUUAGUAUGUUAGCUGGCAGUGCCUGGUGAAAUUGCAGGAGUUGUGGGAUGAGAGUGAAAGGAGAGGGACAAAGCAGGAUUUCCAGUGUUAACGGAAGGCAAGGCUUUACUGACCCAAGUAGGGUUUUGCUUCAGAUCUUGACAGGCAGAAAUAGAAUAAAUUAUGCAAAAUAAAUAUGCAAAUUCCAAUUUGCAUAAUUUAUACAGGCCAUGGACAUCAACUUAUAUUAAAGAAGAAAGAAUCUGGGUUUCCUUGGAACAGAAUAUAGAUUUUUAAAGUACAGAAUAUGCACAGCCCUGGAUAUAUCACAGAUGUGUACAAUGUAAAUGAAAUAAUCUCUCUUUGGGAUAAUAAAGUUCCUGUUUUUUUCA